Molecule: messenger RNA, 822 nt
Organism: Syngnathus typhle (broad-nosed pipefish)
Lineage: Eukaryota; Metazoa; Chordata; Actinopteri; Syngnathiformes; Syngnathidae
Gene: eva1ab
Product: eva-1 homolog A (C. elegans)
Exons: 4
Coding region: 57-515 (152 amino acids)
Source: RefSeq, a predicted model, not a curated record
GAGAACUCCGAUGAGGACUGAAGAAGAUUCCAAUAAGAUCAACUCCCUGUGAAGUGAUGAGUACACAGACCACAGAGAGCACCAGCGCAGAUGUGAUGGUUGUCUCCAAGGAGAUGGCAUUGCUUAGCAACAUACUGGCGGCUUACACCUUCAUCACAGACCAACCGGAGAGGACAGCUCUAGUCUUUCUGGGUGGAGUGUCUAUCGGUCUCCUUGUCACGCUCUGUGCCGUGGUCUUCCAGAUACAUUGUCGCGCCGACUGUCACUAUGGCAACAAGGUCACCGGGCCGGCCGGGGACAGCGAAUCCGAGGACUGGGAUGAAACGACUAACAUGUCGUCACGGAGACGCAGACGCUUCGAGAGGGCCUUGCUGCAUGCCGGCAUGUUUACAUCAGCUGAGGAACUGGACCAGGCCCAGCGGCUAGAGGAGCGAGAAAGGAUCCUGAGAGAAAUCUGGAUGAACGGACAGCCAGACAUCAGCACAGUCACUCAGAGCCUAAACAGAUAUUACUGACAAAACACACUGAAUGAUGAAUGAAAGGUAGGCAAGAGAAAUUCAAAGAAAGACACACAAAACAACGAAGGACUCAUGAACGUGUGACCCCAAAUGGACAAAGUGACCAUCAUGAUCUGUCCACACAUUUGCUCACUAACAUACAUUUUGUGUUUCAAACACAAUUUAAAUGGUGCUUUUGUAUACAUAUGAGGGAUGUGAAUGUGUUAGUUUAUGGAAUACACAUGUUCCUUAUUCCACCUUUUGUAUGCAUUGAAAGUUGAUAAAGGGAACAAUGGGCAUGAUGGUUUGAUUCUGGUGCUUUUAC